Messenger RNA from Mangifera indica (mango), 1662 nucleotides. RefSeq names its product phosphoribosylglycinamide formyltransferase, chloroplastic-like. The transcript has 6 exons. The record is from RefSeq and is a predicted model, not a curated record. Gene Ontology annotation, molecular function: phosphoribosylglycinamide formyltransferase activity. Bases 421 to 1305 code for a protein of 294 amino acids. NCBI's taxonomy places the organism in Eukaryota, Viridiplantae, Streptophyta, Magnoliopsida, Sapindales, Anacardiaceae. Gene Ontology annotation, biological process: 'de novo' IMP biosynthetic process. Gene Ontology annotation, cellular component: chloroplast; cytoplasm.
UGAAACCCAAAUGUUUUUAAGUUUACGCUUUCACAGUCAGUCGAGACUUGACGGUUGAGACCUACGCUCUGCUAAUCUAGCCAAGUCAAAAAUCCUCUCACACCGGCUAGCCGGAAAAUCAGCUCGACCCACCAGCCAUAACCUCCUUGCGCUGCCGCUGUCGAUUUUUCGUAUUCCGUCGACGGUUCCUUCUGCUCCAAACAGACGUCAUCAGUCUCUGGGCGCCAACCAAGUUUCAAAGGGCUAAAACUUGUUCACUCUCUAGCUUAGCCUUAGACUUAUAACGACUUGUAUGAGGCUAAAGUCCUGAAACUUUAGCAUUGGGGUUCAUUUUUCGUUAACAACUCUUGUAGGAGGCUGUCUGGCCAAAUUCCUCUUUUCUUCUUUUUAGCCUUUUAUUGCCAUCACUUUCUUCUUUCCAUGGAGGCUAAGAACCUGCUCUUUGUUUCUUCCCAAAACACACCAAUUCCAUCACUCCUGAACCCAAAAAAUUCAUUAUCUUUAUCUCUUGUUCAGUCUUGCAAGUCGUUCUCCUUUAGUGCCAAGAACCUCUUAGCACCACAAACUUUACGGCAUUCUAGAAGAGUAGAGUGUAUGAAUAGUGUACAAAAAGUUAAACAUGUUGUUCAUGAGGAGGAUACCAUAGCUGGGAUUAAGAAGAAAAAUCUGGCAGUUUUUGUGUCUGGCGGAGGGUCAAAUUUCCGGUCAAUUCAUGAUGCAUGUGUUGGAGGCUCCAUUCAUGGAGAUGUCGUCGUUUUGGUCACAAACAAACUUGGUUGUGGAGGUGCAGAGUAUGCAAGAGACAAGGGCAUCCCUGUUAUUCUGUUCCCUAAAAGUAAAGACAAAGCCAAUGGUCUGUCUCCAACCGACCUUGUAGCUGCUCUUAGGAAAUUUGAGGUUGACUUCAUUCUUCUAGCUGGAUAUCUAAAACUCAUACCAGUGGAGUUGAUCCGAGCUUUUCCAAGAUCCGUGCUAAAUAUCCAUCCAUCACUUCUUCCGGCAUUUGGAGGCAGAGGCUAUUAUGGUAUGAAGGUGCAUAAUGCCGUCAUUGCCUCUGGAGCUAGAUACUCUGGUCCAACCAUUCAUUUUGUUGAUGAGCAUUACGACACUGGACGUAUCCUUGCUCAAAGAGUUGUCCCCGUGUUGUGGAACGACACAGCACAGGAUCUGGCUGCAAGAGUUCUUCAGGAGGAGCAUCGUCUAUAUGCGGAGGUUGUGGCAGUGUUAUGCGAAGAACGAGUAAUUUGGAGGGAAGACGGUGUCCCUAUCAUCCAAAGCAAAGAAGACCCCAAUGACUACAACUGAUUCAACCAAGCACUAGCAUUUUUCCCCCAGGCUUCUGAAAUUCUUGAGCUCCAUUUUGGUAAAGUUUAGUAUUCUUCCAGCAUUACUGAGGCUAGAAACCUUCAAAGUACUAAGCAUGUAUGUAUACAACUAAAUUCUUUUAUGCUUGGUGUCCUUCUGUAGUGCAGGCCGUUGUGCUUUAUUGAAGACCCUGACAGAUACGCCAAUAGUUUUAUGCAUUGCAGACGCACUUCAAAUUAAGUCCUAUCUUAUGCUUAUAAAUUAAUUUUUCAUCACUCUGCCCAGAAGAUGAUGACAAAUUUUCCUGGAAUUUGCUACAUUUGAAUUUGUUUAUGAAGUAAACCGGAAUUAGACAUA